Molecule: messenger RNA, 1503 nt
Organism: Aspergillus thermomutatus
Lineage: Eukaryota; Fungi; Ascomycota; Eurotiomycetes; Eurotiales; Aspergillaceae
Exons: 1
Coding region: 1-1503 (500 amino acids)
Biological process (GO): phospholipid homeostasis
Molecular function (GO): aminoacyltransferase activity
Source: RefSeq, a predicted model, not a curated record
AUGGCUUUGCCAUCUGUAGAGCAGUCAAUUCAUCAUCUAUAUUCCAUGCCGAAGAAGGGGAAGGCCGAAAAGCGAUGCAAGCGCUCUUCACAGAAGCACACAGCCACAAAGAAAACGCUCCUGCUGGAUGAGAUCAGUGAAACACUAACUCGUCAGCUUGAUCCUCCGAAAGAUAUUGUCGAUAUUUCGUCUGUUAGUAUCAGUAGCGCUAGCAGCUACACUCUCCAUGAUGCUAUCCAGGGUGAAGAACGUGUGCCACAGAUCAAAAGCGCCGGGCUGCUCCACCAGCGGCACUCUGUAUCGUCCCGCGGCAAACAACCUAUAUCAAGACCAACUUCGCAAAGCACACGUCAGGCCCCUGCGAAUACUUUCACCCUUGACGACGUGGCCGCUGUUGGCGCAAUCGAGAGAUUAGCGACAAGGUACGGGCGGGUCUCCCAUAUGGGUGUUCUCGACCCAAGGUACAAAUUCUUCGUGAACAAAGCGCGCACUGCUGCUCUGUCGUUCAAAGUACAUAACAAAGUUGCUCUAGUCAUGGGCGAUCCCCUGUGCGAGCCGGACUGGUUCACCAAUGUGCUCACAGAAUUCAAGGCGUACCGGAGGAGAUUCGGCUGGAGUAUCGCUUUUAUCGGUGCCAGCGAAGUGUUUGCUGAAUAUGCUAAGGAACAUCGAUGGACGACCAUGCAAUUCGGCACCGAGCGCGUACUCAAUCCCAUGACCAACGACGUCUUGAACGAGCGAGGUGGGAAACGGAUCAUCGUACAAAGCAAGCAACUGCUCAACCCAAGCAAAGGCAACGUCUCUUUGGGUUUAUACAUACCGGCGCAGGGUGAGGACCUUGACGUGCAGAGGGAACUGGUCGGGGUUUAUGACUCGUGGCGUGAGGAGCGAAAUCGUGCUGCCGGGGCAAAGGCUUUCAUCACGGUGUACGACCCUUUUUCGAUGCCGGGAAUGAUGGUGUACAUCUACACCAGAGGCCCAGAUGGUGUAGCCAAUGGCUUCGCGGCCCUGCGACAUCUUGGUGCAAACCAAGGAUACCACAUUGACCCUUGCAUUGCAGCUCCAGGAGCGCCCAGAGGGAUCACUGAUCUGUUGAUCGUUGCUGCCAUGGCGCUCUUGCACUCCAUGAGAGUUUCGUACCUCAGCCUUGGAUUUGAACCCCUGGAAGCAUUGGCCGACAUAACCCGACUGUCGCCUCCAAUUGAAAAGAUCACCCGAGCGAUAUACAAGCGUACAUUCAGACAAAUGCUUUUCAAGGGGAAACAGAUGUUUCACGAAAAGUUCAAGCCGGAUGGUUCGCAGGGAUCACCACUUUACAUUCUUUUCCCCGCAGGUGCUCCCAGUCCACGUCAGUUGGUCGCGGUUUCCCGAAUGUCGAAUAUCAGCAUUCGAAAGCUUGUUUUUCCAAGAUCUGAAAAGAACUCGGAGACAGUUAAAUCUGUCAAGCAGCAGCUCGAAGAACAACGGCCUGGGUCGGAUGUCGGAUCGUCGAAAGUGAGAUGA